AUGUCUUCAGGUAACCGCGGCGAGCUUACUUUUCGUGUCCGAGUUCAGUUAUUGGUGGACACGGACUGGAGAAAUUAUGUUUGGUUCAAAAGAGGAAAUAAAUCCAUGAAAGAAAUUUCUCUAGGUUUCCAAAUACCUUCCGACUACCGUCUGGUCGAAAUUGUAGGACUGAUGCAAGAGUUGAAAUCCGAAAAGGAUCCAGACUAUGAAUGGCUGGACAGGAUACGUACACCCAAGGCUACUAAUGAGGCACGACAGUCGGCUGUUCGUGACGCUCUCAGAAGUGCAGCGGUGAGCCUCGCUCACAAAGUCAGCAAACUUCAGUGUAAUCUUAUAUGCGGGUUUGUUAGAAUAACUCAAAACUUGUUGUUGUGUUUAUCGAACCUACUUGCAAACAAGACAAAUUGCAGAUAUCAGGAGUAUCUGGAUGUUGAAGGGUCGUCUACGGAUCUUUUCACUGUUAGGGUCUUGGGUACUGCGUUGCGAAUAGAGCAGGGUAAAUAUGCAGGUGUUUGGAAUGACCGUGUGUCUUUUCCAAUCUUGAGUCUUGAUGAAAUACCCGGUAACAGGCAAACCGGCAUUGGUGCUGUUGUAGCAGUUCGAGCUGUGCAUAUUUUGGAGCGAGAUGACGAAGAUCCGGACACUACUAGAAAAAGCUGGUGGAACGAACUUCGCUCUGAAUUGCAUCAACAAGCUGUAGCCAUCGGCUGUAACAUGCCUGAACUUGUAUAUCAUGCAAAUUGCAUCUGCUGGGUGUCAUUAUGUUCAAUUGAAGGUGUGGCAUUGUUGGGAUGUAGUGGAACUGCUGUGGUAAUGGGAAAAGAAGAGGAGGCUACGCUUGUUGUCAGCAAGCCACGUAAUGACUUGGAACAAAACGAGAAAACUAGGGAAAGCCGCGACAAGCGAACUGACUCUUCGGCGCGUCAGCCUAUUCUGUGCUCACGAUUUCAUACGCCGCCACAAGCAGAAAAAACUCCAUUCAAUGCGACGACGCAAAUAUGUUCGAUAUGCAAAUCGGGUUCUGUUACGGAUUUUCUAAUUUCCUCAACGAGUUGUCCUCCCGUGCACUACCUUAUCGGACCUAAAUUAUUCAUACAGGUAUCUGUAACAAAGAAAAUCUCCACUGAUCCAGAUGAAUCGGAAGAUUAUGCUACUGAAGUCAGCAAUGUUCUUCCCUUCGCUGACCAUGAUCUCUUCAACAACCUCUUAGGUGAAGCAAAAUCGCUCAAUCCUAAUGCAAAUGCUGUUUUUGACGUUCACUGCACAUACUCGCUUUCGGAUUCUAUGCUGGUUUCCGUUGUGACAGGUGUACUCGUACGCCUCGCAUGCUUACCGCGUGACGUAGCUGUCUCACCAUCGCUUUCAAAUGUACUAUCAUUCACCAAUCUCCAGCGCUACAAUGAUGCAAGACGCUUUUCCUGGGGAACCGUGAGAGAAGCCAUACGCUUCAAGCCAUCUGUCACUCCAGGCAUCAGCUUAAAAAUUCUCAACUUGAAACCCCCAAACUCCGACCUUGACGAAACAGCGGCUUCCAAAGGUCGCUUGCGACUGAAUAAUUUUGUUGAGAAAAUUCGUCGUCGUCAGUAUGAGAAGGAAUAUGUCAGUCAUGUGGUCUUCGAGAGGCAUUUGAGCGCUUCCAUAGGUCUCCUGGACUCCACCGCUGCUUCAAAUAGCAAUUCGGUUAGCUACAACAGUCCUUUCAAUAAAGUUGCUUUUGUAGUUUUCUAAGC
Molecule: messenger RNA, 1730 nt
Organism: Cylicostephanus goldi
Lineage: Eukaryota; Metazoa; Nematoda; Chromadorea; Rhabditida; Strongylidae
Source: the annotation of a GenBank genome assembly